AGGGAAGGCAUGGCGUAGAAAACACAUCCUAGCAACCGUUGCCCGCAUUUUGCGUUUAGUUUGAGGUUGUUUGGGUCCUCUGGCUUGGUGGUUGGGUUUCUCCGAUAAAACUCUCUCGGUUCGCUACGGUCCGCAAAUUAAUUAAUAACCCCCCGAAAAGCAGAAAGAAAUGUCGGAACGGUAUUUACGAGAGCAAAAUCUGGUCAUUGUACCACCGGAACAAUCGAAGUACAGCACGCACGAUUGGGACGCCAACAAUCAGAAGCAAAAUCUGUUCUCCAUAGCACAGCAAGCAUUGGCCGAUCGGGUGAUAAGUGAAAGUGAACGCGUCAUCGAUGAAACGAAACACACGACAAACGCGUGUAAGGACGAGGUGGACUUUCGGCUACGAGAGCGCAUCGAGGACAUCCAGUUUCGGCGGGACGAGCUGCAGCACCAGAAGCGGGAGGCACACAUCGAAGAGGAAGCACUGAAGGUGUACAAACGGCGUACGAUCGAUGCAAUCAACACGCUGCGUGAGAUUGCCGUUCCGCUCUGCCAGAAGUGUUUGGUGCUCCGCGAGACCCGCGAAGGCUCCGAUCUCGUAAACGAUGGAGUCGAUCGGGAGCUCCGCAAAGAGCUGACCGUAAUGGAAGGUGGUGUGGCGAUGCUGGAAAAGGUGCUGGCGGAGUGUGUGGAGCAGAUACGAAGACUGCGAGCCACGAUCUAUCUGCUGGAUCGCGAUCUGGCCGACAAGGACCGAUCGAUAAGGAUCGACGAGAAGAAUCUAGAGCUGCGUCCGAACCAGAUGGAGAUGAAGGUGUACGCUGGUCGGGUUCCUCUGGAUCCUUACAACGCUACGGACGAGGAGUGGAUUAUGGUGACGAAUCGGAACAUCGAAGCGACGGCCAAGGAGAUCAACAGUGCGCAACCGAUGCGCUCGUACAUCGAUCAGCUGCUGCGCCAGAUUGCGGAAGAUAUCCGCGUUCAGGUCGAGCGUACGAAUGCCGCAUUCCGCCAGCGUAUCGCCGAGAUGCGCUACACCAAGGUGAAGCUGGAGAACGUUCACAAGGAAACGGUGCGGCAGGUGAACGAGCUGACGCGUACCGUGACGCGGCUGGAGAUCGAGAUCGCUGAGAAGGAAGGAUACGUGGCCCUUGCCCAGACACGCCUCGCCAAUCGGGCCCAACGACCCGGUAUCGAGCUGUGCCGGGAUAGUGUGUUCGAAGGGUUGAAGCGUGAACUGGCGGAGCUGCGCAGCACGACAGCCAAACUGGACGGCAGCUUGGUUAAGUCGAAGGCCACGUUACGCUACCUGCUCAAUACGCAGGUCAUGCAGGAGGAGGAAAUCAACCGUAAGACGGGCUCGUUGCGCACCGACGAGGUCGACUGUAUGACGAUGCGCGAAAGCUUAAAGUUUCAGGAUUUCUAAACCGCCGGUGGCUUGGACCACGGUCAGACAAUGCAAUAAAGUACGAUCCCAAAUCACGUGUUUGUAACGCUAGAUAAUAAUAAUGA
Anopheles aquasalis is the source of this 1497-nucleotide messenger RNA. RefSeq names its product Tektin C (gene Tektin-C). Gene Ontology annotation, cellular component: microtubule cytoskeleton; nucleus. Gene Ontology annotation, biological process: cilium movement involved in cell motility; cilium assembly. NCBI's taxonomy places the organism in Eukaryota, Metazoa, Arthropoda, Insecta, Diptera, Culicidae. The record is from RefSeq and is a predicted model, not a curated record.